AAAAUGGCUUUCCGCCUCUUUUUCUUCAUUAUAUUGACGUCUGCACCUGCUUUUCCAGUUCACAAGGUAAAGUUCGACCGUGAAACAAGAUCCUCCUUACUCAAUCCACUCUCAGACAGUUUUACUGGGUUCUAUAGAGCAGACGUCAGGUUUGAAACACGUUACAAACCAGAAGAGAGAAACACCCUGAAACCUAUCUGCAACCACAAACCUUCAAUAAAAAGCAGAAACAGUAUAACAAACAACAUUGACCUUCUCAGUACCAAACUCAUGUAUGAGAUCCAGAGAAGAGGAGAUGGGAUAGAUUGGAUAAACGAGGGCCUCUACAGAAUUGGAAAGAGGAGGAUGAACCGGAAGUAAAUGAUGAAAUGAAAUCAGCAAAGUGGAACUUAUUGGCGCAAAUAUGAGAUUU
Eurytemora carolleeae is the source of this 412-nucleotide messenger RNA. RefSeq lists its product as uncharacterized. The transcript is spliced from 6 exons. The record is from RefSeq and is a predicted model, not a curated record. Lineage: Eukaryota; Metazoa; Arthropoda; Copepoda; Calanoida; Temoridae. Bases 4 to 360 code for a protein of 118 amino acids.